AUGAUUUGGUUCAAUUGCUGCUCCAAUCUUACUCUGUACGAGUCAUCGGUGUUUGCGAGGUGAUACCUCGUGUUCGAGCGCCGUUUUUCAACGCGGCGGCACCGAUCCUCAACCAAUAUCUCACUGAUCUUCUAGAGCUUUGUUCCAACGUUUUUUCCUGGCGCCAUACGGGCUUUAGUUAUCCCACCGUCAGUCCUUACUUGCCCGAUGGCGUUCACUAAAACCCUCAAGGCCAGUAUUCUCUUUAUCGAAGAUAUCGGGGAGCUGUCUUGAAGGCCCUUCGCUCGCUUUGAUUUUCUCACCUUGGCGGCUUUCUUUUUCUGGUAUUGUUUUAUAAGGCCCUGGUGCUGGAUUUUAUUAACCUUGAUUUUUAGCCCUUGUUGCUAAAAAGUUUUGUAAUUUUAAGCCCUUGUUGCUCUGGUUUAUUUUAAUUUUAUUUUAUUGGGGCCCGUGUUGCUCAUGUUUCAUUUUACUUGGAGCCGUUGUUGCUCUUGUUUUUUUUCAUUUUGAAUUAGAGCCCUGGUUGCUCUGGUUUUAUUUUUUGGGGCGCCCCAUUGCUACUGUUUAUUUUGAAUUAGAGCCCUUAUUGCUCUGGUUUUAUUUUCUUUGGGGCCCUUGUUGCUCAUAUUUAUUUUGAAUUAGAGCCCUUGUUGCUCUGGUCCAGGCUAUUGCGGCGACACUGGGUCAGCCAUGCCUGUUACUAAAAAAUAUUAUUUACUGUAUUUUGAAUCUUCAGUGUUAGUUCUAGGUGCUUGUUGUUGUUUCCUUGUUUUCCGUAGAUGCCUCCUCGUCGUUCACAGCGAUCCAAGCGGCCAUCCUGCUCAGGCCUUGGAGGCUUUGGUCUCCUCUCCUCCGCAGCGUGUCUCGUCAUCCUCAACCCAGCAACCCUCCCUUCUACAUGAAUCCUUGGCAGCACAACCUGUGUCACGACCAGCAACCUUGUGCCCUGUGCAAUCCCAGCAACCUCCUGCAGCACCAGCAACAGACCAGCCCGCCGUUUUAACCUCACCUGUAAUGGAUCAGCUGGUGUCGCGGGUAACAGAUGAAGUGACCAAGCGGUUGCAGCCAUUGCUUUCAAAUUUAAGCUCAAUGGCCCAGCAAGCACAAUGUCCCCCCUCCACAUCAUCUCAAGCACCUGCCGUGUCACUCCCUGUGGAACAGUCCACUCCUUUACAGUCUUCUGGAUCCAACAUCCAACAAGUCCAAGGACAUGCUGCCAUCCAAGAUACAGUCGAGGUACCAGCUGUUCACGAUGGCGUCCAG
Messenger RNA from Porites evermanni, 1263 nucleotides. NCBI's taxonomy places the organism in Eukaryota, Metazoa, Cnidaria, Anthozoa, Scleractinia, Poritidae. The record is from the annotation of a GenBank genome assembly.